UCACUCAGCUCCACCACACGCUUCACUUAGCUCCAUCUCCAUCCGUACAGUACGUGAAAACCAGCUUAAUCAGUUAGCACUUGCGGUGCACUAUGGCCGUUGCGAACGGCAGCGACGCCGAGGCCCCGGCUGUCACCGUGACCGGCACCCGCACAGUGGCGCCCGCCAACAACAGCUGCACCCUCGCCACCUUCGACCUCCCCUACAUCACCUUCUACUACAACCAGAAGCUACUCCUCUACCGCACACCCGCCGCCGGCUUCCCCGACGCCGUCGCCCGCAUGACGGCCGCGCUCGCCGACGCGCUCCGGGUCUUCUACCCGCUCGCCGGCCGCAUCCGCCAGGACGCCGACGGCGCACUCGCCGUGGAAGGGGACCAGGGGGCCGAGGUCGUCGAGGCCGAGGCCGAGGGCGUCUCCGUCGACGACCUCGCCGGAGGGGACUGCGGACAGGAGGCCGAGAGGGUCAUGCAGCACCUCGUGCCCUACACCGGCGUCAUGAACCUCGAGGGGCUCCAUCGCCCGCUGCUCGCCGUGCAGUUGACGAAGCUCAAGGACGGCCUGGCUGUGGGGUGUGCCUUCAACCACGCCGUGCUGGAUGGCACCUCCACCUGGCACUUCAUGUCCUCCUGGGCCGAGCUCUGCCGCGCCGGCGGUGGCGCCCCGUCGCUGCUGCCCAUGCACGACCGUGCCCUGGCGCGCUCCGUCCGCGUGCGCCUGGAGCUGCCGGCGUCCGCGGAGGCGCACGAGAAGACAGACCCCAACGGCCCCAAGAAGACGCUGGUGGCCCGCGUCUUCUCCUUCCCGGAAGCCACCGUCGCCCGCAUAAAGGCCGCCGCGAACGCCGCUCUCCCACCUUGCGCCAAGCCCUUCUCCACGUUCCAGUCCCUGGGUGCGCACAUCUGGCGCGCCGUGUCCCGCGCGCGCGGUCUCGGCCCCUCCGACAUCACCGCCUUCGCCGUGUUCGCCGACUGCCGCUCCCGCCUGGACCCGGUGCUGCCGCCGGCCUACUUCGGCAACCUCAUCCAGGCCGUGUUCACGGGCGUCCCCGCCGGGAUGCUCCUAGGCGGCCCCCCUGAGCUGGCGGCGGGGCUGCUGCAGAAGGCGAUAGACGAGCACGAUGCGGCGGCGGUGACCCGGAGGCUUGAGGAGUACGAGGCGGCGCCCAAGCUGUUCCACUACAGCGACGCCGGGCCCAACUGCGUGGCCGUGGGCAGCUCGCCAAGGUUCAAGGUGUACGACGUGGACUUUGGGCUGGGUCGGCCGGAGCGCGUGCGCAGCGGUGGGAACAACAAGUUCGACGGGAUGGUGUACCUGUACCCGGGGCGCGGAGGCGACGGUGGCAUCGAUGUGGAGCUGGCGCUGCAGGCGGAGCCCAUGCAGAGGCUCCAGAAGGACCACGACUUCCUCCUGCAGCCUAAUUAAUUCCUCAUGGUUAAUGCUUUGCUUAAGUAGUAGUAUUACUAGUACGCAUCGAUGUGUUGCUUGCUGCUUGCGAUAAAUGGUGAUCAGCGCGCGCCAACGUACGUGGAAAUAAGGAUGAUUAGUAAUGCGGUACUCCCACUGGAAUCUACAGAUAUUUGCUUGC
Messenger RNA from Phragmites australis (common reed), 1587 nucleotides. Its product is annotated as BAHD acyltransferase DCR-like. Bases 93 to 1424 code for a protein of 443 amino acids. The record is from RefSeq and is a predicted model, not a curated record. Lineage: Eukaryota; Viridiplantae; Streptophyta; Magnoliopsida; Poales; Poaceae. The transcript is spliced from 2 exons.